AUGCCCCUGAUGAUUUUUCGCUUUGUGAACAAUGCUGGAAUCGCAGGGGAUCAGCACGCUGCAAUCAGCGACCAAAGAGCUGUACGACAGUGUCAUGGCCGUACACGUGGAGGCACCUGUGUUUUGACACAGUUAGUUGCGCCGUGUUUGAUUAAAACCAAAGGAUGUGUGGUUAAUAUCUCAUCUUGCAGCACGAGUACAAUUAUUCCGGGAUUCGGUGUCUGCGUCAUGUCGAAGGCGGCCUUGGAUACAUACACAAGAUACCUUGCACAUGAAAUGGUUUCACACGGAGUACGCGUGAAUGCAGUCAAGUUACAUACCCACUCAAUUAUUGUCUCGCCUGUUCUCGAAAGAAGAUUUGGCCAAGAUGGAGAGUGUCGCGACUAAAGCAACGCCAGUUGGUCGAGCGGGUACCGCACAAAAAAAUGGUCACACUGCUGCCUUCCUAGCUUCAGAGAAAGCAGCCUUUGUGACUGGAGAAUGUUUCAGGGCCGAUGGUGGGUACACAAUGACCACACCAGUCCGUUCAUAAGGCAGAUGGUCGCAAGGCGCCCAUAUGCCUCCAUCAAUCGCAGACUGUGUAUCUGAUGUGUACCACAUAGGCUAGACAAUUACCAAAGAAAAUUUGACAGAUGAGUUUUUUUAUAUGGUGCAAAUUACCAACAAACAAAUCCUGAAAUAUUACUAAUACUGAUACAGUGUC
Messenger RNA from Haliotis rubra (blacklip abalone), 703 nucleotides. Its product is annotated as L-xylulose reductase-like. The record is from RefSeq and is a predicted model, not a curated record. Lineage: Eukaryota; Metazoa; Mollusca; Gastropoda; Lepetellida; Haliotidae. The transcript is spliced from 7 exons. The coding region runs from base 1 to 387 and encodes 128 amino acids.